AUGAAUGACCAGUAUCACCGGGCCGCCAGGGAUGGCUACCUGGAGCUCCUCAAGGAGGCCACCCGGAAGGAGCUGAAUGCCCCCGACGAGGAUGGCAUGACCCCCACCCUCUGGGCUGCCUAUCAUGGCAACCUGGAGUCGCUGCGCCUCAUUGUGAGCCGAGGGGGUGACCCGGAUAAGUGUGACAUCUGGGGAAACACACCCUUGCAUCUGGCAGCUUCCAACGGCCACCUGCACUGUCUGUCCUUCCUUGUGUCCUUCGGGGCCAACAUCUGGUGCCUGGACAAUGACUACCACACGCCACUGGACAUGGCCGCUAUGAAGGGCCACAUGGAGUGCGUACGCUAUCUGGACUCCAUCGCAGCCAAGCAAAGCAGCCUCAACCCCAAGCUGGUGGGCAAACUGAAGGACAAGGCCUUCCGCGAGGCGGAGCGGCGCAUCCGCGAGUGCGCCAAGAUGCAGCGCAAGCACCACGAGCGCAUGGAGCGGCGCUACCGGCGAGAGCUGGCCGAGCGCUCCGACACGCUCAGUUUCUCCAGCCUCACGUCCAGCACCCUGAGCCGCCGGCUGCAGCACCUGACGCUGGGCAGCCAGCUGCCCUACUCGCAGGCCACGCUGCACGGCACGGCCAAGGGCAAGGCCAAGAUCCAGAAGAAGCUGGAGAGGCGCAAGCAGGGGGGCGAGGGCACCUUCAAGGUCUCUGAGGACGGACGCAAAAGCGUCCGAUCGCUCUCGGGCCUGCAGCUAGGCAGCGAUGUGAUGUUUGUGCGCCAGGGCACCUACGCCAACCCCAAAGAGUGGGGCCGUGCCCCACUCAGGGACAUGUUCCUCUCGGAUGAGGACAGCGUCUCCCGUGCCACGCUGGCUGCCGAGCCUGCCCACUCGGAGGUCAGCACAGACUCAGGUCACGACUCCUUGUUUACUCGCCCCGGCCUGGGAACCAUGGUGUUUCGAAGGAACUAUUUGAGCAGCGGGCUGCACGGGCUGGGCCGCGAGGACGGGGGCUUGGAUGGGGCAGGGUCGCCGCGGGGUCGGCUGCAGAGUUCCCCAAGCUUGGACGAUGACAGCCUGGGCAGUGCCAACAGUUUGCAGGACCGCAGUUGCGGAGAGGAGUUGCCUUGGGAUGAGCUAGACUUGGGCUUGGAUGAGGACCUGGAGCCCGAGACCAGUCCCUUGGAGACCUUCCUGGCCUCACUGUACUUGGAGGACUUUGCCUCCCUCCUGCGGCAGGAGAAAAUUGACCUGGAGGCCCUGAUGCUGUGCUCUGACCUCGACCUCCGCAGCAUCAGCGUGCCUCUGGGGCCUCGGAAGAAGAUUCUGGGGGCCGUAAGGAGGCGCAGGCAGGCGCUGGAGCGCCCGCCGGCCCUGGAGGACACAGAGCUGUGA
Molecule: messenger RNA, 1386 nt
Organism: Cricetulus griseus (Chinese hamster)
Lineage: Eukaryota; Metazoa; Chordata; Mammalia; Rodentia; Cricetidae
Source: RefSeq, a predicted model, not a curated record